Messenger RNA from Mus pahari (shrew mouse), 555 nucleotides. Its product is annotated as dynein heavy chain 7, axonemal-like. The record is from RefSeq and is a predicted model, not a curated record. The annotation marks the transcript as partial. The transcript has 3 exons. Lineage: Eukaryota; Metazoa; Chordata; Mammalia; Rodentia; Muridae.
AUGAGGCUGGUUCUUGAUAAAAAAACCAUUAAGUUUGCACCUGAGUUUAAUGUCUACAUAGAUACCCUCAUCAAUGUCUAUGAAAUCAUGAUUAAGGCUGUCAGCUUUGUGCCAAGAGUUGAGACAAAAUUGUAUUCCCAAUGGGAAAGCAAACCUAAGCCAACAAACUUGAAGCCCAUAAUUCUGAAAGAAAUCAUAGAUGCUCAUAAGGAAAAGAUUAGAGAGGUGGUGUUACAAGAGAGCAUGGAACCAACCGAGCACCUCAAAAUGUAUGACAAGUAUCAGUUCUUGAUUACUGGAAAAGCUGAGCAUGAUACUGAUGAGUUCCUGUUUCAAAAUCAGAACUAUGAGAGACUAAUAGAGGAAAUUCGAAAAUACCAAAAGCUAAAAGAAGAAAUACAGUACACAUCUCGAAAGACUGUUCGUUUGGGAAUGUUUGAAAUGCACUUUGAGGAACUGAUCAAAUCGUUAGUGAAGCGAGCAGAUGUCAUCUGUGGGAAACUGAUAGCCAAGAUGUUCCGCGAUCACCAGGAACUAAACACAAUGUACGCGAGU